Molecule: messenger RNA, 3170 nt
Organism: Brassica rapa (field mustard)
Lineage: Eukaryota; Viridiplantae; Streptophyta; Magnoliopsida; Brassicales; Brassicaceae
Product: COBRA-like protein 11
Biological process (GO): cellulose microfibril organization
Cellular component (GO): membrane
Source: RefSeq, a predicted model, not a curated record
AUACUUCAUGCAGCCUCCAUGCCUGCAAGUGAUGCGUGCUUCAAUGAUUCUUCAAAGUUUUGUGUAAACAUGAGCUGUUGAUUGAUGCGUAUAAACUUUGAAGAAACGUGGGAGAACACAUCAGUCGCAGUGCAUAGACUCAGCCUUGUUCCACUGUUCACUUUAUGAAUAUAUAUUUUUAAAGCUCUCCUCUCUCUUCAUCUUCAAAAAGAUAAGGAAGUCUCAGUGAAGAAAUGGAAAUUUCGUUUACUCAAACUUGUCUUUUUUUAUCAUCAAAUGCUUAUAUAAUCCAACACCUUCUACACUCAUUUUGCCUGAAACAACGAGUUUUGCUUAAGACAACAGUCUCAGGAUGGAAAAUGCUUUUGACUUAUGUAACCGUGAUCAAAUCUCGCAGCCAAAACUAAGUAAAAAGUAUUUUUCAUCUUAGAGAAUGUUGUUUUGAACCAAUUUCGUCCAGCCACAUCCAAACUCUCGUGUCUGGUCAUCGAUUUCGAUGAUGAACCUUUCCAUGUACAGAACAACAUAUUGAUGUCUCAUUUUGUUCAAUCAUUGUGUUACCAGUGCUCACAUAGUGUUCCACAUAAGUUAUUGGCUGAGAAUAACAUGGUUUUUUAUCUUUUCUAAGGGAGUGUUUGAUUUAUCUAUUCAGAUUGAAACUUCAAACAUUUUGUUUUUCCGACUCUUUCGGUUUCAAAUUGAAUUUUGGUACAUUUUGUUCAGGAAGGUCCGGUUUUAGCCAAAUUUGACAAUAGUAUGAUAAUAAUAAUUUUACGUUUUUUUUUCUUCUAAAUCAUUUUGUAUUAUCUCUGUUUUCUCCGGAGAAGAAGGGAAAAAAACUAGAGGAAGAGAAACAGUUAUGCUCUGCCUCUCUAAUACGCUUAAGCUUGUUGAUCAUCUCUCUUUUUCUCUUUCUUGCGUCCUAAGAAACUUAGGAACACGGUAGAUAUGAAGAAGAUACGUCACGUUCGUUUAAACCUACUUCUCCUUCAAUUACCUCUAAUCAACCUUCUUCUGUUUACGACAUUUUCUUUCGCUCAAGACUACGGCGAAGAUGUCGAGAAGAAGGACACUCCUCCACCAGGUCUUGCCCGUUGCAACGGAGUUUACAUGUCAUACAACUCCGGCGGCCGCGAAAAGCUAUAUCCACGCACCAAAAACGCCACGGCUCAAGCCUGGUCGUUCAAGGCAACGGCUAUGAUCGUGAACACGGGGAUAGAAGAGGUCAAAGGUUGGGAAAUGUUCGUAGGGUAUCGUCACAGAGAGAUCAUUGUUUCUGCUACGGGAGCUGUCUCAUCGGAUGGUGACUUUCCUUACGACGCAAGUAAUGGGACAACGUUCAUUGGGUCUCCUAAUACAGAUCUAAAAACCUCGAUAGAAACAGCUGGUGACUACACUAAGAUCUCAACGAAUAUCGAGAUAACAGGAACGCUUUUCGGUGGUAGAGGUACGGCUACGCCACUUCCGAGAUCGAUCAAGCUUGUUAAUGAUGGAUGGCAAUGCCCUGCUGCUACUUCAAAAGGUGGUACAAUGCAAGUUUGCUGCAAGAGGAAUCCUAAGUUUAAAGCUAAGAAAAAAACCAAAACAAAGUUCACGCCUAGACGACAUGGAGACUUGAAUAUAAUAUAUGAUGUUCUUCAAGCCUACACAAGCAACUACAUGGCGCAGGUAACUAUAGACAAUGAUAGUCCAUUGGGACGGUUAGACCACUGGAAUUUGACAUGGGAGUGGAUGCGAGGAGAGUUCAUCCACUCCUUGCGUGGAGCUUAUUCAGCUGAGAAGAACCCGUCAGAAUGCUUGCACAGCAAGGCAGGACAAUUUUAUGGGGAUCUUGAUUUCUCUCAGGUAGCUACUUGUCAGAAGAAGCCUAUUAUCAAAGACUUACCAGCUGAACGUAAAGAAGAUAAACUCAUCGGGAUGUUGCCUUUCUGCUGCAAGAAUGGAACUCUCCUACCAGCUCUCAUGGAUGCUUCUAAGUCCAGAGCCAUCUUCCAGUUACAGGUAUACAAGGUGCCACCUGAUCAGAACAGAACAGCCUUCUUCCCUCCUCAGCAUUGGAAGAUAGACGGUAUAGUCAAUCCUCAGUACAAGUGUGGACCACCUGUAAGGGUGGAUCCAACCGGGUUCCCUGACCCGAGCGGUCUCCAAGCUACCACCUACGCUUUUGCCACCUGGCAAGUCAUCUGCAACAUAACAAAACCUAAACCAAAAGCUGCUCGUUGCUGCGUCUCUUACUCAGCCUUCUACAACGACUCAGCCAUUCCUUGCAACACAUGUGCUUGCGGUUGCGGAGACAUCGACACCGACACAUGCAACGCCAACGCCAGACAGCUUCUCCUCCCUCCAGACUCGCUCUUGGUACCGUUUGAAAACAGGACGCUCAAGGCAAAAGUAUGGGCAAAGAGGAAACACCUGGCGUUCCCAAAGAAGCUUCCUUGUCCUGACAACUGUGGAAUCAGCUUGAACUGGCAUGUUAACUCGGACUACGCUGAUGGAUGGUCGGCGAGGGUGACGGUUUUUAACUGGGGAGCUAAUGCAGUGGAGGACUGGUUUGCUGCUGUGGAUUUGGGUAAAGCUGGUUUAGGGUAUGAGAAUGUUUACUCUUUCAAUGGGUCAAGAGUUCCACCUAAGAACCAGACCAUUUUCUUCCAAGGAGUUCGUGGUAUGAACUUCUUGAUUGGUCUCACGAACGGGACUCACCCUGGUAGAGACCCCAAGGUGCCAGGGAAAAUGCAGUCGGUUAUAUCGUUUAAAAAGCAUUUGGGGACUUUGAAUAUCCCAAGAGGAGAUGGGUUCCCUAAGAGAGUUUUCUUCAAUGGAGAAGAGUGUGAGCUUCCUAAGUUCUUUCCUAAAAAGAGUUCCGGGAAGAGGUUAUCUGGUAUUGGAUUCUUUCCCUCGAUUCUCCUCGUGAUCACAACAUUUCUUGUGAUCAUGUGUUCGUUUUAAGAGGUGUUUAGGUUUGCAUUAGUUAUUUAUGUAAGUUGCUUUCUGUUUAGCCAUGGUGAAGGGACUUGAAGAGAAUUGUUAUGUAUAUCUCUAUUUAAAAAUUUUGUUUGGUCCAAGAAACUUGUAUCCAUUAGUCAAAGGAACUGAUGCAGAGUGAAUAGCACUGAAUACACUCUUGCCUUACUACAAAUUGUGUAUCUGUCUAAAAAAUCGAUUGGUAACGA